ACCGUAAAAAGACUCGGCGUGGAUCAUAUACUUACAUGGAAAAGCAGAUUCCAUUUACAGGAAUACUUAGCAACAAGGCUGAAGAAAAUCCAGAUUUCUUCAACUGGAAUAGAAUCAAGCUUCGAUAUUGUGAUGGGGCCUCCUUUGCAGGGGAUAGAGAAGAUAAGGUUGCACAACUACAAUUUAGAGGACAACGCAUAUGGUUAGCUGCUGUUGAAGAUCUAAUGUCAAAAGGGAUGCGCAAUGCAAAUCAGGCUCUUCUGUCAGGGUGCUCUGCUGGGGGUCUGGCAUCUAUAUUGCAUUGUGACGAGUUCCGAAAUUUCUUCCCCAGAAGUACUAGAGUGAAGUGCCUGAGUGAUGCUGGAUUAUUCCUGGAUGCGGUUGAUGUAUCUGGUGGGCGCACUCUUAGAAAUUUUUUCAAUGGUGUGGUUAAACUGCAGGUACUAAUAGAGAUUUACUUUGUCUUCCCAUUUUCCUGAAAAUCUACAUGUUUAUCAUCUCCUGAAUGUGCACUAGUUACUGAGGGACUGGAAUGUGUUGGAGUUUUAAGCUUUAAAUUUUAGUGAUUCAACUACAUAAUCAAAUUUAGGCAUAGUAAUUCAUUAAAAAUUAUUUGUUUCAGACCAUGUAUAGGCUGUUGGAAAUUAAAAUUGAUUUUAGAUAAUAAAGUGUCAAGUCUAAAAAUUUCUAUACACACAAAUGCAUCCAUGGAGUGGUUCAUGCAUGUAACUAAAGAGUCUUAUGUGAAGUGUUCGUGUUUGUAGACGAGGAAUCAUGCAUUACAUGCUAUGAAGCACAAAUAAUUCACAAAGUGAGUCGUAUCCGUAUUGUACUUGUAUCGGAUACCGAUACUCCAUGGAUAUUUGCACACACCUAUCGGAUGCUUUUUUUACGUUUUUGAAACUUGAAAUUAAUUUUCUUUAAGUUUGAAAAGAAUCAGAUACUUACGGAUACUCUAGGUCACGUAUCUGAAUUAUUAUGAAAUUGAGAUUGUAAUAAUUUUCGCAUAACGCUAGAGUAUAAUUGUUAAGAUAAAUAUAAGAACAAAUUUUCAAUACUUUCCUUACUUUCUGGAGAAGAAGUAGAUAGUGAGACUAAACGUAUCCAUAAUAUGUCAUACAUGUGUCACAUAUCCAUAUGCAUGCUUCAUAAAAAAAUAAGGAUAAAUAAAAAAUAAAAUAAAAUUGAUACUGAAAUCAUAUUUCAAAUAGGUAGGUAAACUUUCAUACAAUAACUUUAAGUGUGAAAAUGAAAAACCACAAAGGCAAUACAACCAGUUUAGACUUGAUAUUGAAAUAAUU
Camellia sinensis is the source of this 1301-nucleotide messenger RNA. NCBI's taxonomy places the organism in Eukaryota, Viridiplantae, Streptophyta, Magnoliopsida, Ericales, Theaceae. The record is from RefSeq and is a predicted model, not a curated record.